Messenger RNA from Varroa destructor (honeybee mite), 4090 nucleotides. RefSeq names its product ATP-binding cassette sub-family F member 3. The record is from RefSeq and is a predicted model, not a curated record. Gene Ontology annotation, molecular function: ATP binding; ATP hydrolysis activity. Lineage: Eukaryota; Metazoa; Arthropoda; Arachnida; Mesostigmata; Varroidae.
UGAGUUCAUUGGUGAUGUGAUCUUAACUUAAUGAUACUCGCGGAAAGAAACGUUGAAUCCACAUGCACGACUCAGCUCGUAAACGGAGCGAGUGAAGAAAUAUAUGUGGAGCGUGUCAGUACUGGCGUGACAAUUGCAAGAUUUGCCGUGUUCGGACAUAAGCAACCUGUAAUAUAAGGUUGCCCACACUGUGUUCGUGCCGCCCGACGUUCGAAUUAAGAUUUCUUGUUCAGCGAUGUCUACCCCAGUACAGGAUGUUUUGAAAAAGCAAUUCCCCAAUAUUGACAGUGAUCUCUUCGAGUACCUGACAGGCGUGCUUUCCAGCGAUGAUUUGGGGUCGGUGGAGGACGUGCAGGAAGCCUGUGGUGAAAUGCUUGCCGAACUCAUUCGUUCUCACCGAGAGGUUCAUCAGAAAACUGAGGAAGAGGCUGUUCGCAGUGUCUGUGAAGAUCUUUUUCAGGCUAUCGGCGGUGGCGGUGGACCGAAUCAUGGCAAUGAGAUCAACGGGAGCGGGAAUAGUCCCCGUUUGCUCCAGUUGAGUUCUCCAGUGCACUUAGCGUCGACGCUAGGCCAAGCCACCGAAACUCGUCAUGAUGAUACGGCUUCAAUUUGGCUUGCUCAAAAGCAUAACGUAACGACUGUAGAUCAACGCAAGCUAGAAAAGGCGGAAGCGAAAAUUCGAGCUAAACAGGAGCGUCGCGAGGGUUGUGAUGUGCCUAGCGCAUUACUAACUGCUACUUUGCAGACAAAUAAGGAGGCUACUGCAACCCAGGCCCUGUCACGGAAAGGACAACAUUCCGAAGCUAGCUCGAAGUCGAGAGAUAUUCGAAUUGAAAAUUUUGACGUCAACAUCGGAGACAAGUCACUGUUGCAAAAUGCUACAUUAGCUCUGACUUUUGGCCGACGUUUCGGUCUAGUGGGUCGGAACGGAAUUGGAAAAUCGACAUUGCUUAAAAUGAUUUCUACGAGACAACUCUGCCUACCAGCUCAUGUAACUGUUUUACACGUAGAACAGGAGGUUGUUGGUGAUGGCACUAAAGCGCUUGAUAGCGUCUUAGAAUGCGAUGAAGAACGACAAAGGCUGUUGGCAGAGGAGAAGAAGCUCAGUUCGAGCGGGACAAAUGAUGCACGCCUUUCUGAAAUUUAUGCGCGUUUACAAGAGAUCGACGCCGAGUCUGCCCCCGCACGUGCCUCCGUUAUUCUUGCUGGUCUCGGCUUUACUCCGGAAAUGCAGAAAAAGGCGACAAGAGAAUUUUCCGGAGGUUGGCGAAUGAGGAUAGCAUUAGCGCGGGCAUUAUUUACGAAACCUGACUUAUUAUUACUUGACGAACCAACGAACAUGCUUGAUAUGAAAGCUAUUAUCUGGUUAGAAAACUAUCUCAAGGGAUGGGAGAGCACACUCUUGGUUGUAUCUCACGAUCGGCAAUUCCUCGACGAGGUUCCCACAGAUAUUAUCCAUUUCCACAACUCUAUCCUCGAAUCGUACCGAGGAAAUUACACAGACUUCGUGAAGACUGCAGCAGAUCGCUUAUUGAGCCAACAACGUGAGUAUGAAGCUCAAAUGACGCAUCGCAAGCACGUACAGGUGUUCAUCGACAAGUUCCGCUAUAACGCUAAUAGAGCUGUACUCGUACAAAGUAAAAUCAAGAUGCUGGAAAAGCUACCUGAGCUGAAACCGGUCCAAAAGGAAGCACCAGUUGUGCUGCGUUUUCCUGAACCAGAAGCGCUUUUCCCAAUCUUAUUACAAUUGGACGGAGUUCACUAUUCUUAUGGCGAAGGCCAAAGAACUGUGCUGACUAAUGUCGAUCUUUCGGCAAGUAUGCAAAGCCGCAUCUGCAUCGUCGGAGAUAAUGGAGCUGGUAAAACAACCCUGCUGAAAUUAGUGAACGGAGAUUAUGAGCCUACGAAGGGUGUUCGACAAGCGCAUAGAAAUUUGGUUAUUGGGUACUUCAGUCAACAUCAUGUAGAUGGUCUUGACAUGGACGUGUCGUCUGUGGAGCUCCUUGCAAGACGAUUUCCCGGAAAAACCAGCGAGCAUUAUCGUAGCCAGCUAGGCCAGUUCGGCAUAUCAGGAGAGCUUGCCCUCCAGCCCAUAGCAACUCUGUCUGGCGGGCAAAAAAGUCGCGUGGCUUUUGCAGUUCUUGCUAUGUCUGUUCCUCAUUUACUAGUUCUCGAUGAACCUACGAAUCAUCUUGAUAUCGAGAGCAUCGAUGCGUUAGCUAAGUGUUUGCAGGUGUUUAAGGGUGGAGUAAUUUUGGUCAGUCAUGACGAGCGCCUGGUUAAAUCAGUAUGCAAAGAGUUAUGGGUGUGUGCCGGGGGAACCGUGACCAGCAUCGAGGGAGGUUUUGAAGAGUACCGCAGCCGGGUUCAGAGGGAACUCGAAGCGCAGUGAAUUAUACGCAGCUGUUGUCUUAAACGUUUCCCAAGACAGAGCAACUUCGUUGCUGUUGAUUUGCUUUAAGCUCUUAACUCGUUACGAACAGUAAUUAUUUCCUUACGAAUACCCAUGGAAACUGAUACUCUGUUAUCGCAUUUGGACUAGCUCUAGCUGCAGUUCCAACAAGUAAGGUUCGUGUUCCAUGAUUAAUCGCACUACACGCGAUUAAGUCAAUGACAAUUUUCAGAUGCGACGUUCCUCUAAAGUCAAGAUUGACUUGCACUGCGGGAACUUCAACGUGAUCAUGUCGUUAGUAGCACGCUACUUUAGCAGUGCACAAUGGCAGCUUCAUAUUUGUUAGUCUUCAAGCUGAACUGAUGUCAAAGUACCCCUAGAUGUGACUGGGUUGUCAAAACAGUCAAGCCAAAGUUAUAAUCUGUCAUUGUAUACCUUAUUCGUCAACUAAGGGUAUAUAUAUACUAACGCCUCUGCAUGAACGUAGACACGUAUCUAUACAGAAAUGCGAAACGAACAAAUGAUUUACGGAAACAAGUCUCUCUGUAUAAACUAACAUUUGCAAAAACGAUGCAUUAGCAUUUUAGUGAUGAACAUGCAUAUGAAUGUCAAGCAGUGGGUACAAUUGUGGCGAGUUUGGUCUGGAUAAUACCCGUCACAGAUUUAAGUCUAACACAUUUUGCUGUGGGUGCAGUUGCAGUUCUUCUGAUAUGGUUGAAUAAAUGAUAUUUGUAUCUAAACUUUAAUAUAGUGCAAUUGGCACGACGUAGAUUUGACGUCGCCACCACGUUGUGGUUCGUCGAUUGGCAACAAAUUUUCCAAUCUCUUUUGUUCUCCGUCCGUCAUUUCGCUCUUUCAUUGGCCGCACAGGUCGUCAUGAAAGAUAUUAACUUCCGCCCAAUGUUUUUGCCCGAUUUGCGAAAUCAAUAUUGUUUUAUUGUUGUCAUAAUCGUACGACAGUACAGUAGUAUUGGGCUCGAGCGAAACAAGAAAAUCAAAAAUGGCAAAGUACACACUGCCUGUAUAAGUAAUAAUAAAAACGUUAUCGGUUUUGUUAUAUUUCUUAAAAAUAUCUAUCUAAGUGUUGUCUGAGCACUUGAUUACUCUGCACAGGUUAAUCUCUUUUCUAGCUCAGAGAAACUGAUAGCAACGAUAGACAGGGUGACAGCGUGAGUCGGCGUGCUCACCAGAAGUAAGGCAGUAGUAUAAUUCCAUCCCACUACCAUUCGCCGUAUCAAUGUAGUGCAUUAGUCGGCUUCAGUGCCGUGUAUCAUUGGCUCCCUGGCAGGUAGAGUAUGUAAGUGCCUGUGCACAGAUAAUACAGGUGCACUUGUUUUUGCGUGGCUAAUGAAUUCCGAGAAGAAUGAUGAGACAUUUUAAACGGCAUGUUCUGUUAUUUGUCCGAUCAUGUCGAGGUCUAGGAAGCUCCCAAAUAAAGACCAACAGAUAUUUUUCACGUUGAAUUGGACGGAACCGUAUGUCACUCGAUAACAGGAAAAUAGGUGGAAUGGAAUAGAGCUAAUAAAUAUUUUCGUUAAUAUACAUGCUUCCUUGUUUUUGCUUCGUUUCGGUAGGAGUUGAUGCUUGUUUAGUUGUUCGUUAGUACUACAUAUGUACGUAUAUGAAAUUGUCCGGAGCCGUUUAUAGGUCGAAAAAGUUGAUGAAACGAGUUAUCAUAUAAGAAAACAAAAAUUAUAU